AUGGUCAACCGUACAGAGGCUGCACAACUUUUGAAGCACCUUGAUAGAGAUAAAAGUGGAAAAAUUAGCUCACAAGAGUUAAUGGAAUUUUUGCACACCGUUAACUGUCCAUUCAAAAAAGAACAAGUUGAGAAGUUUAUCAAGCAGCACGACAAAGACGGAGAUGGACAACUAAAUACUGAUGAACUCCUUGAUGUUUUAUGUUCAUAA
Messenger RNA from Schistosoma rodhaini, 210 nucleotides. NCBI's taxonomy places the organism in Eukaryota, Metazoa, Platyhelminthes, Trematoda, Strigeidida, Schistosomatidae. The record is from the annotation of a GenBank genome assembly.